This is a messenger RNA of Chara braunii, 3997 nucleotides long. The record is from the annotation of a GenBank genome assembly. Lineage: Eukaryota; Viridiplantae; Streptophyta; Charophyceae; Charales; Characeae.
GCCGGCCGUAGAUGGGAAUAGAUGAACACGACGGACUAAGAAAGGGAGGGACUCUGAAGACGUACUAUCGGGACUAUUACGAUUAGUCUUUGGGUGUCAGGUUGGGCCCAGAAAGAUGAUGAUACCAUCUCCAAACGUCCACAGGGUUGCAGAUCACGCACCCUCGGAUCAAGAUCUACGGCGGGGUAUUGAUGUGGACGGUGAGCCGGCUGUUAGAAACCUCCUUCCUACGAUGUCCUCUGCGGAACAUCAACAUCAACGAUCCCCUCUAGGGACCUUGCAAUUAGCCCGAAGUGGUGCUGGGAUCCCGAUCCAUCAUCGCAAAUCUGGUCUGUCACCCUUCUCAGAUGGGCUCGGCGCGCCUUCGGCAAUUAGGGCGCGUCUUAGCAGCCGAUCACCGAUUGCUGAUGGGCGGAGUCCAUCUUCUGCAGCGAGAUUGGGCUUUGGCAAACGACAACAACAAGAACAAGAACAACAACAAGAAGAAGAAGAUUGGGGUAGGCUUGCGAGAGAGGGAGCGAGAGGAGAGGAGGUGAAGGAGGACAGAGGGAUCCCGAUGGCCAAUGAUCAUAGGGGGUUAUGGAUGGGAGCGUCUCCGAACCGGAAACGCGCGCGGGUGCUGAUUGGUUCCCCGUCAGCGGAGGUUGGAGGAGGCUCGGGGUCGGGAUCGGGAUCGGGAUCGGGAUCGGGAGCGGGGAGAGCGUUGCGAUUCCGACACCCAGCGUCUCUUCUUCGUGGCUCAGAAGGGUCAGAUCCUCCUCCCUUGUCAUCAAGAAGCCUUGUCGGGAGCCCAAUAUUAAUGCUAGAGGAGGGGAAUCGGGACUUACUGAGGAGCGGUCUGGUGGACGUCAGAAGCCGGGGAAGAUUGAUGGCGACAAGAAUGGAUGACGUCCAUCAAGAACUAGCAGCGACGGGACCGAGGGGUGGAGGAGGAGAUGGAGGAGGAGGAGGAGGAGGAGGAGGAGGAGGAGGAGGAGGACAGGGCAGGCAUUCCAUCGAAAGAGGAGGACGGGAUGAUGAACGCAAUGUUGAAGAUGGGAAUGAUUGCAAUGACAUUGUCACGGGUCGAUAUCUUGAUCUUGCAGAAGGUGGCUUUCCAGCUAUUGAUCCGCUGGAAUGGGACUCGAUGCGGUGUACUUACAAGUGCAAGAACAUGGUGAAAUCAGAGUUUCUGGAGAAGCUUGCAGCGAAAGAGAUGGAGGUAAAAAAGCUAGAAGAUGAGAUCAAGGCAUUGCAAACAGAGAAGGAAGCAUCUGAAAUGGAAAGGGGAAGCAUGCGCAAUCGCAUAGAUGCACUCGAGCAAGCACUGGCAGCUGGAGCUGAGAGAGAAAGAGCGGUCAACGAGCAGCGGGCCAAGGAGGCCGAGAGCGCAGAGAACCUUCUUCGGCAGCAGAUGCGACGUUGCCAUGAGCUUCAGUCCCGAGUACAGGAGGAGAUGGACGCCAAGUCGAUGACGGAGGCUGAAUUGAGUGCGGCACAGGCUCGCGCUGCUGAAGCAGAGCAGCGAGUAGCGAAACUCGUUGACGACUCGAAGAAAGAUCUGCGCAAGCUGCAGGCUGAACUCGACAAAGAGCGAGCGAAGUUCGAGUCUGAAGCUUCUCGAUUGAAAGGGGAGUGCCAUGCAGAAAAACAAAGAGCGGAGGCAGUCAAUGCGGAGCUCAACUUGUUUCAUGAGGAGAUGGAAAAGAUGCAGCGUGCCCUUGCAGAGAGUGUGCAAACCAAGCGUGACCUUGAGGCUCAGCUGGCGGAGGCGCUGAUUGCCGCCAAUGCAGUUCGAGCGAGGUCGAACUUGGAAGCCGAGGAAGUGAUCAAACAGCUGACCGAGGAAUUGACUCACCAGGCUGAGAAGAUGGAGGAGGCUGAGAAGAUGGAGGAGGUGAGGAUCUUGAAGCAGCAACACACAAAUGUAGGUCUCCUCAAAGAGAAGCUUGAGGCUGCAGAGGCAAGGGCGGAGAGGGCGGAGAGGGCCAUCGCAGAUGCGGAAGAAGCACAGAUCAAGGUCACGGCGUUGCAGAGCGAAUUGGACGAAUGGGUAGCAAUGGCGAAGGGCCUCUCGGGUGUUGUAGACGGCAAAGCCGACAUCCCGAGGAGGAUGGCGGAACUGCAGAGGGAGGUCAUUAGCACAACAUCGAAGUGUGGGGAGAUGGCGGCGGAGGUGGCUCGUCUGGAGACAGCAUUGGCGAAUGCAGAAGCUGCAAGGCGAGAUGCAGAAAGCGAGUUGGAGGCGUGUAAAGCGGCGGUUGAGGAGGGGAUUUCAAAACUUACGAUGUCCAAGUGUAAGGCAACAUCGCUGGAGAGAGAAUGCGAAGGUCUGCGGAAGAUCUUGAGCACGUACGACCAAGAGGAAGCGGGAGGCAGCGAUGCGAUUGGCCAAGGCGAUGGUGGAGGAAAUAGUAGGGCUUUCCGAAUGGCAAAGCUUGUGCGACUUCAGGAGGUGGAGAGCUCGUUAUGUGAUGCGCGUGGACAGAUCAGGCGCUUGGAAGUAAUUAUCGAAGAGAAGUCUGCCGUUGCAGUGCAAGAACGAAUGUUAGCAGAGGAACGUCAGAGAAUAAUUGAUGCUCAAGCCAAUCAAAUGAAGGCUUUGGAGAGAGAAGCCCAGCACUUGGGACGAGAGGUGGCGAUCCUUCAGUCCAGAGUUGGCAAGGGCUACUGCGACCGAGCGACGACAAAAGUUUUGCACCUGAAGUUUAACCCGGAAGCUGAGGCGCGAAGGGAAUCACAAAUUGCAGAGCUGGAGCGACUAAGAGAAAAAGUCAAAGAGCUGGAAAACAAAAUGAAAAGCGGAUUUGACGUGAACGAGAAACAAGGGAAAUCAGUAGAAAAUAAUGCCCAGAUUGGCGCUGGUGGAAGCAGUAAGGAAAUUGCAAUGCUUUCGAGGCGCAUUGCCGCGCUGGAGAAGAGAGAAGCAAGGUUAAAACAAGUGUUUGCGGAAAAGAUCACAUGUUUUAGGGAGGCGGUCUAUUUUCUGUUUGGCUAUAAGAUAGACAUGUCGGAGUCGAAGAAUAGUUUGACAGGGCAGAUGGUGAACACAUUCGGGAUCCAUUCCAUGUUCACCGACGACCGCGAUCACCUGCAGUUCACAUACCAGAACGGACGGAUGGAUAUGCUGGCAAACGAGUUCUCGACAUCAGAUGAAAUCGCUCCACAGGUGGAAACCUAUUUAAAGAGGUUCAAAUGCAUACCAGCGUUUACGGCGAAUCUGACAAUGGAACAAUUUAAUAAGCACACGAUGGGAUAAGCUUCAGAGGAGGGAGGACGAGGAUGUGGCGUGCACUGUACCUAGGAGAUAAUGCUAUCAAUGAUUGUUACCUGGCUCUCGUAGCGAAUACUUGGGCUUUUUUUUCAUGUUAGAUCCUUUCCACAAUCAGACAAUCGGAUGGAGGUCGGCAGAGCAUUUGCGAGUUGUUCUUGAGAGGGGGACCAUUGACCUCCUCCUCCUCCCCCCCCCCCCCCCCCCCCCCCCCCCCCCCCCUCUCUCUCUCUCUCUCUCUCUCUCUCUCUCUCUCUCUCUCUCUCUCUCUCUCUCUCUCUCUCUCUCUGUGUGUGUGUGUGUGUGUGUGUGUGUGUGUGUGUGUGUGUGUGUGUGUGUGUGUGAUGAUGUGCUCGUCUCUUCUCUAGGAGUGCUGUUUUGACAUGUUGCCGAUCUUGGAAGUUGAAAUGCAUUUCGGCUGUUUUCCCCAAGCCGCUUGUCAUCAACUUCUCGGAUGUGAUUCUAGAAAUGUGCGUUCAACGGCAUUGGAUUUUUCGGGAUUUCCUUGUCGCUGGUUUGUCAACAAUGCAUCGAAAAUUGGAAAAAAAAAAAGGGACCAAAACAAAGAAGAGAUAUUCGAAGUCUGUUGUCAUCAAAGUUUUUGCAAGGAAAAUGAGCGAGAGCGAUAGAUAGAAAACCAAAUUCCAAUAUCACGUUGAAGACCAGAUAGUCGUGUACCACGCAGAAAGCGCAAUGCAGUGGGAUACAAGCCAAAUAAGAGCAGGACAAUGAACUCAAAUGUCAAUG